Molecule: messenger RNA, 3096 nt
Organism: Plenodomus lingam JN3
Lineage: Eukaryota; Fungi; Ascomycota; Dothideomycetes; Pleosporales; Leptosphaeriaceae
Biological process (GO): protein processing
Cellular component (GO): mitochondrial matrix
Molecular function (GO): metal ion binding; metalloendopeptidase activity
Source: RefSeq, a predicted model, not a curated record
AUGCUACGAUCCGCCCGCUGGCAGCUGAGGACCCCGCACGUUGCCUCGGCCAACAGAACCAGCUUCCUGCCAUCACCACCAUCAGCCAGCAACAGACAUGUCUCCAGCUUCCCCAACGUGGGCGAGAAGCUACAUGGCUUCACUCUCAAGCGCGUCAAGCAGGUGCCUGAACUUGAAUUGACCGCACUGCACCUCGAGCACGACAAGACGGGCGCCGACUACCUGCACAUUGCCCGCGAAGACGCCAACAAUGUCUUCUCCAUUGGCUUCAAGACGAACCCCCCCGACGCCACUGGAGUGCCACACAUCCUCGAGCACACCACGCUGUGUGGGAGUCAGAAAUAUCCCAUUCGCGACCCCUUCUUCAAGAUGCUCCCGCGCACGCUCUCCAACUUCAUGAAUGCCUGGACCUUCCCCGAUCACACCGGAUACCCCUUCGCCACGACUAAUGUCCAGGACUUCAAGAACCUCAUGUCCGUGUACCUCGAUGCAACCCUUCACCCGCUUCUCAAGGAAAACGACUUCACACAAGAAGGCUGGCGGAUAGGGCCUGAGAAUCCAAUGGCGGCAGAGACGGAGGACCCAGAUGCGAAGAAGCUGGUCUUCAAGGGCGUUGUCUACAACGAGAUGAAGGGCCAAAUGUCGGACGCAAGCUAUCUCUUCUACACAAAAUUCCAGGAGCACCUCUUUCCCGCCAUCAACAACUCGGGCGGCGACCCCCAGAAGAUCACCGACCUCACAUGGGAGCAAUUGCGAAAGUUCCAUGCCGACCAUUACCAUCCUAGCAAUGCGAAGAUCCUGACAUACGGCGACAUGCCCCUGGAGAGCCAUCUGCACGAGGUCGAUCAGCGGUUGAAUGCUUUCGACAGGAUAACAGUCACGCAAGAUAUCAAAGGGCCGAUCACGCUGGAUGCUCCCAAACAUGUCACGGUUUCUGGUCCCCUGGAUCCCUUAGUCCCGCAAGACCGACAGUACAAGACAUCCGUCACCUGGUUAAUGGGCGACACAAGAGAUGCUGUCGAGAACUUUGGUCUCGGUGUCCUUAGCAGCUUGCUCAUGAGCGGUUAUGGGUCUCCUCUAUAUCGCAAUCUGAUUGAAUCUGGACUGGGCGCAGACUUCAGUGCCAAUACGGGAUAUGACAGCGCCGGUACCCGGGGUGUCUUUACGGUUGGAUUGGACGCCGUCAAGGCCGAUGACGUGCCUGGAGUACGCGAGGCUAUCGUCAAGACGUUUGCGGAGGUGCGAAAGAAUGGGUUUGAUAAGAUCAAGGUGGAUGGCAUCCUGCAUCAGCUAGAGCUGUCGCUAAAGCACAAGACUGCCAACUUUGGCAUGAGCAUCCUCCAAAGGCUCAAGCCUGGCUGGUUCAAUGGCAUCGACCCCAUGGAUGCGCUUGCGUGGCAAGAGACUGUCGACGCUUUCCAGAAAAAGCAUGCCGAGGGUGAUUAUUUAGAAGGCUUGAUCGAGAAGUAUCUCUUCAGUGAGAAUACUCUUACCUUCACCAUGCGCCCGUCUGAGACUUUCAGCGAGGAGCUGGCCGAGGAAGAAAGUCAGCGGCUUGCAUCAAAAAUCUCUGAGACUACGAAGCAAUUCCCUAGCGAAAAGGAUGCCCAGGAAUACUUGGAGAAGCGCGAGCGGGAGCUGCUGGAAGUCCAAGAGAAGGCGAGAAAUGAGGAUCUGAGCUGCCUACCCACGGUGCACGUCAAGGAUAUACCUCGUGAGAAAGAGAGGAAGCCGAUUCAACAAUUAAACCUAGAUGAAGUCAGCGCUCAGUUCCGUGAGGUACCCACCAAUGGUCUGACGUACUUCCGUGCUGUUCACAAGUUCAGCGAGAUUCCAGAUGAGCUUCGAGUCAUGAUCCCACUAUUCACAAGCGCCAUCAUGCGUCUCGGAACCAAGGAUAAGACCAUGGAGCAGCUCGAGGAGCAGAUCAAAUUAAAGACGGGGGGUAUCUCUGUAGCCUAUCACUGCUCUCAGUCGCCUAAUCGGCUCAACAAACUGUCGGAGGGUUUCGUUUUUUCAGGUUACGCAUUCGACCGGAAUGUUCCCGACUUGUACGAGCUCCUCCGAAUGAUUAUUCAAGAGACGAAUUUUGACGGGCCUGAAGCGGAGAAGAAGGUUCGCGAGCUCCUUCAAAGCUCGGCAAGCGGUGCUAUCAACUCCAUUGCCGAAUCUGGCCACUCUUAUGCGAUGCGGUAUGCGGAAGCAACCGUGGGACAUGGAGGCCUCAUUGAGCAGACCAGCGGUCUCACACAAGUCAAACUUAUGACCAGUCUCGCAUCUCAAGAAUCUCUCGCCGACGUAAUGUCCAAGCUCAAGGCCAUUCAGGGCUUCGCUAUAGCCAACAGAUGCAACUUCCGCGUUGCCAUCAAUUGCGGUCCCGAAUCCGCCACCUCCAACCAAGAGGCGCUCCGCAGAUUCCUCCACACCCUACCAAAGGAAGUGCCCAGCUUCAAGAUUGGAGAGCAGCAAACGUUCCCCCGUGGCACCAAGACUUUCUUCCCCCUUCCCUACCAAGUCUACUACUCCGCCCAGGCAUACCGAACAGUAGCUUACAAUGACGAGCUCAGCGGGCCUCUUGAGAUCCUCGCCAAAAUGCUUACCUUCAAGCAGCUGCACCCUGAAAUUCGCGAGAAAGGCGGGGCCUACGGCGGUGGGGCCUACGCGCGCGGUCUCAGCGGCGUCUUCGGCAUGUACUCGUACCGUGAUCCAAAUCCCCUAAACAGCCUGAAGAUCAUGGCUGACGCUGGAACAUGGGCGCGCGAUUGGGCAUGGACAAAUCGGGAUCUGGAAGAGGCCAAGUUGAGUGUUUUCCAGUCCCUGGAUGCGCCGCAGAGUGUGAGCAGUGAGGGAAUGCGAGUCUUCUUGAACGGCAUCACGGACGAGAUGUGGCAGACCAGGAGGGAACGUCUUCUCGACACAACGACUCUCCAAGUCCGGCAAGUUGCGCAAAAGUACUUGGUCGAGGGCGCGGCGAAUGCGAGGACUGUUGUACUGGGCGAGAAGAAGGACUGGGUCAAAGAGAGUCACGGCUGGAACUUGAGGGAUUUGGGUAUGACGGCGGCAAGCUCGGAACAAGCAGGCGGAGAGGAACAGUGA